CAAAAAGUGUUCGAAAUGUAAUUCGCCAAAAAAGACAAUCCAAGGGCUCUAAUCCUUUCCCGCCAAAAUUGAGUACCCCAUUUAAGCUCCCAACGACGACGACGACAACGACAAUUACAGUCGCCGGUUUCUCCUUUCAGCCGCCGCCGCCGACAGUUACAGCCGCCGAUUUUAUUCCGACGACGACAACAAUUACAGUCGCCGAUUUUCUCCCUUCCGCCGCCGCCGCCAGUUUCUCCCUUUCGAGGACGAAGCCAACUUUCUUCGCCGGCGUCCGUACCAGUGUCGCCUUGACGGCAUAACCGCCGAGUCCCAGCAACAGUGCAUAUACAGCUUUAUCUUCCACAUUCGAGCGAGUGUUUGCUCUAAGUUCAAUAAUCUCCACCUAUUCCCUAGGGUCCCAACUGAUAUUCAGCUGCACAGUGUAAUUGGCCAGAAAUGUAUUCACCAAAUGAACAUCCUCCCACAGACCAACUUGCUGAAAACAAUCUUCAGCCAUUCUUCGUGCUGCACAAGGCAUCAAAGUCUUCAGAGUCGUCUGCUGUAAUGUCUCCUGGAAAACCAAGAAAAAGAAGACUUGACUCUUCACCAAAAGUGUCAUUAAAUAGUGAAAGCAUGAAAGAGAACUUGAAAAUGGAAGUUUUCCCCUAUGUCUGGUCAAAAAUUGAAUCCAACAUUAAGGAUGUCUUGAGGAGUAUAAAUGCUGAUGUAUUUGAUGAGAUAGGACGAUGGGUUUGUGAAUCUUUUAACGAAAUUUGUUCAUGUAGAGGGCCUGUUGAUCCAUCAAAGUCAACUCUUCCAUACCCUUUUGUUCAAAAUGGUGGUUUAGUUAAAAAGCUCUUCACUGCUCUGGUCUUCACCAAGAAUAUUGAAACAGUGGAUGACAUAUUAACUUUUUCUGAACUUGGUUUAAACUUGAAAUCUCGUGGAUGCUAUGUGGUUAAUAUUUCCUCCUUGGAUUUUUCUACCAAGAAUGGCAUCGGGGGUUGUCUUAGAGCGUUUCUGCGACAAUUGCUUAUGGUUGACAUUGAAGCAGCUGAUGUUUCGCUUUUAGCAUCAUGGUAUAGUGACCAUGGCAAGUAUGAGAAACCAGUGGUUGUAAUUAUUGAGGAUAUGGAGAGGUGUUCUGGGGCCCUCUUAUCAGAUUUCAUCAAAAUGUUGAGUGAAUGGUCUGUUAAGAUUCCAAUCAUCCUAAUUGCUGGUGUUGCUACUAGUACUGAUGCUCCUGCAAAUGUGCUCACUUCCCGUGCACUUCAAUAUUUGUCUACAUCAAUGUUCUUUCUGAAAUCCCCAGCUGAAAGGAUGGAUGCAAUCAUUGAGGCUGUUUUAGUAAAAAAUUGUGCUGGCUUUAGUGUUGGCCACAAGGUGGCGACUUUCUUGAGGAACUAUUUUUUAAGACAAGAUGGAACAGUUACUUCAUUUGUUAGAGCCUUAAAGAUGGCAUUAGUCCAACAGCUUUCCACUGAGCCUCUUAGCUUUGUGCUCAAGAUUUUAGUUGACGAGGGAGAUAAUAAGAGGUCAUGGUAUGAGGAUCUUGCUAAUUUGCCAGAGGAAGUGAUUAAUCAUGCUUUUGAGCUUCCAUCUUACAGGACAUAUUCAGUAAAUCGGAAUAAUCACGCAGAACUAAAUGCUAUGAGUCUAGACCAAGGACUAUCAGAACUGCAGAGGCUGCAGGAACUAUGGAGAUCUCGCCUUAUGUGUUUACAUGAAGCUGGAAGGUACCAUAAAGUUGCAUUGUUGGACUUGUAUUUGGAGGCAUUGGAUCCUGAGUUAUACAACUCCAGAUUAUCUAAUCAUGGCUGUGAUAAUGCAAAAGAUAAGAGCUUGUUGUCAGAUAGUGAUAAACUUUUCAGGCUACAAAAGGCUGAGGUUACCAAUCAAGUCAUCCGCAAAAUAAGGGACUUACCAGCUGCAAAGUUAUCCCAGUUGCUUAAGAGUUGGGAGGGGCUCACCAGAGGGACAGUUGAGGUUCAUGAGAAGAUUAUGGAGCUACAGUCUCAAAUGGUAUCAGGGGAUGUCAAAAGUCACAAAGCAGAAUUAACUGAUAAAUCAAACAAUUUACAAUGUUACAACUUGUGUAACAGAAGGCAUAUCAAUCGACACCGUUUAAAUAUGGAGAAAGAUGCAUGCACAUCAAAUGACAAAGCUAUGACUUUAGCAGGUCAAACGAUAAGGGACACCAUGCAGCCCAUUGAGUGUAUGCCAUUUCAUGAACUAAUUUGCUUCAAGGAUGUUGACAAUCUCCAAUCAAGAUCUCAAUAUGCCAUGAAAGCGUUUUAAUGAGUUGGUCCUGAAGAAACCAAAGAGUAAAUGCCGGAUUGACACUAGUGACCGUGUCAAUUGUGAUAGUGCGAGAUGAUGUAGGAGUAGACCCAUCUAGAUGACCACAGAGAUCGCAACCAUGCAUGAGCAUGGAAAAAUUAAGCCUUCCAUGUUGCGAAGUUCUGGCUGCCUGUUAAUUUUAUUGGCAACUGUGAAGAGUGAAGGCGGAUUCAGCUGGACGAUCGUUGCACCGGUAUUAUUCUCAGCAUUAACAACGUUAGUAGUGUUGGCCAUUUUGGAGGGUGGGUGGGAGAAAACAAAUAAGGAUCUUAAUCGUUAGAGUUUGUGAAGGCUCUUGAGACCAUAAAUGAACAACAUAAAAUGCCGAAGAACUUGAUUAAUCUUAUUGCUGAAAUGUAGCAAGUUGAUGGACUUUCUGCAGAAAAACAGUAAACACUGGAACAAAUACUGAUGUUCUAUACUAAAUACACUGAUAUUACAACCAGAAUUUUGAAAACAGCCACUCGAAUAUUGUUAACACUUGCAACACUUACAACACUGCUAACACUUAGACCCAAUUUGAACUGAAUAUUUUGCGGCAGUAUGCACUGGUGAAUCAGUGUUGCUACAUGCUGAUCCAGUUCUUGAGUCACGUGUUUCAAGUAUGUUUGUGCCUCGAGGAUAAUUGGGUCUAAACCCAACCGGUUUAUUGCAUGAACUUCCUGUGUAUUUGGUUCAAAUUUAAAACUUUGAACUUCUUGCAAAACAGAAUUUCGAUCCUCCACCUUUUGAGCCAUCUCCAUUAUCUCCUUCAAUGUUUGAGCCCGUAAAAACAUCACUUCUGCUUGAAUUUCCUCUUGUAGACCAUUCAAAAACGUUCCCGAUAACAUUUCAUCUGACGCCUCAUUCAUAGAUGCCGACACCUUUUCAAAUUCUUCACGAAAUGCAGUGACUGUGGUAGUCUGCUUCAACCCCAUUAAGACAACAUAUUGGUUGAUCUUUUGAGAAUGAUAAAAUCGGACUUUCUGCAGAAAACAGUAAAUACUGACGUUUUAUACUAAAUGCAUUAAUAUUCCAACCAGAAUUCUGAAAACAGCCACUCGGAUGUUGUUAACACUUAGAACACUGCUAACGCUAUAAAUUAUAUCCUAAUACUUGAAUGAAAUUCAGUUAUACAAUACAUAACACUAAAUUUACACAGAUUUCUGCAUUCCUAGAUAUUCGAGAGGCUAGAACUCUCCAGAAUUCACUUUUUUUUUUUUUUUUUUUUUUCUGAAUACCCUCCUCUACUGCCCUGCCCCUUUUUCUAUAGAAAAAAAAAUACUCCGUAACUGUCUCAUGACAGUUACUAAAUCUUUUAAUUGUUUAUUUUGGCCUCCUAGAAUAAGUAUUUAUAACUUGAGGCUCAUCACAAGUAAAUAUACACGAUGAGUAUCACAAUUACCCAAGUUAACUCCACAAAUGGGGGAGAUAAUGCUAAUCCUUGAAACUGCUAAAGACCUAGUAAAACAGCAAAAAUCCAGCAUUAACUAAUGACUAAUUUAGCAGUAAUUAACUAAUUCUAACUUAUGACUGAUACAACAGUAACUAAUGCACCGAUAAUAUCAAGGUUAUUAUGAUAGAGUAAGUACAAUGUUUUUGUGAAUUUUAUAAGUUGUUGAUUGAUGGCACCACUUUGGAUUUCUAGAGCAUGGAUAUAUCUUGCUCGAGUUAGAGAUCAAAUUUUCUUUACCGUAAUUCUUCGAUAACAAGGAGGAUAGCCUAGUGGAAAAUGAACCUCUACCUCCAAUCAUAAGGUUGGGUUUGAGUCACCAAGAGAGCAAAAUUGGAAAACCCACUAUUUGGCUCCUGCCUUUGGGGGUAUGGCUUUGCCAUGUCAUUUAUAUGUGACUCUUUCGGUUGUAUUUAACAUCAAAAGUACCAUUGAUAAAUUGCAAGUUGAUUCUUAGGCUUACAGUUGGUUUUACGCUUCU
This is a messenger RNA of Capsicum annuum, 4235 nucleotides long. Its product is annotated as origin of replication complex subunit 3. The transcript is spliced from 16 exons. Gene Ontology annotation, cellular component: nuclear origin of replication recognition complex; nuclear pre-replicative complex; DNA replication preinitiation complex. Gene Ontology annotation, biological process: DNA replication initiation; DNA replication. The record is from RefSeq and is a predicted model, not a curated record. Lineage: Eukaryota; Viridiplantae; Streptophyta; Magnoliopsida; Solanales; Solanaceae. The coding region runs from base 439 to 2280 and encodes 613 amino acids. Gene Ontology annotation, molecular function: DNA replication origin binding.